Molecule: messenger RNA, 1887 nt
Organism: Photinus pyralis (common eastern firefly)
Lineage: Eukaryota; Metazoa; Arthropoda; Insecta; Coleoptera; Lampyridae
Gene: PPP4R2r
Product: serine/threonine-protein phosphatase 4 regulatory subunit 2
Exons: 2
Coding region: 93-1712 (539 amino acids)
Biological process (GO): protein dephosphorylation
Cellular component (GO): cytoplasm; protein phosphatase 4 complex; nucleus
Molecular function (GO): protein phosphatase regulator activity
Source: RefSeq, a predicted model, not a curated record
GCACGUGAUCGAAAUUUUCAUUGUCAUUUGUCAAUUUUCUUUUCAUAAUUUUGUAUGUUUUGAACGCUUCGCAAAAUUUCGUUGUAAAUAAAAUGGAAAAUCCCGAAGAAAUCUUACACAGCUUAGAAGAAUUUUCAAAACUGAAACCUAAGGAUAUACCUCGCGAGCUUGAAGAGUACCUGUGCUUUGUUGCAAAAACUGGUGACCCUGUUUAUCAGUGGGGUACAAUAAAGAGCCUGCUAAGGGAGAAGUUAAUUAACGUAAUAACGGAUUUUUACGAGUCGUGCCCUUCAGUCGAAAUCCCACCUUGUCCAAACGUCGAAGUCUUCAAUUACGAGUCGAUGAAAACCUUCAUUUUGGACAAAUUAGAUACGUUUUCCGCUGCUCCCUUUACGGUGCAAAGGAUCUGUGAACUAUUAACAUCACCUCGAAAACAAUACAACCGAAUAGAUAAGUAUAUGCGAGCUUUAGAAAAAAACAUUCUCGUCGUCAGUACGACCGAACCCGGGUUUCGACGUAGCGCCGAGAACGGUGACGGAAUAGUUAACGGACUCGAAGCCGAUCAUACACGUGACGCCAACAGUGUGGGUAACGAUAUUAAUGUCGAAGAAAUGGACGAAAGUCCCGUCUGGCCGAGAUUACAAACUGAAGGGAAUUAUCAAAGCGACGACACGAAUACCGAAAUACGUAAUGUACAAUCGGAAGUUAUAUCGACCGCAUUCUGUACCGAUACGAGAUCCCUGGAUAACAACUGCAUUUCUACAGUCGAAUCCGUGAUUACGUGCAGAACGUCUGCGGAACAACCGUAUGUGUCGAUAGAGCCCGUUGUGUCCGACAGCUGCGCUCGAGAAGAGAACGUGCAAGAUUCAGAUGUAACGGUUACGAUUACUGCCAUUCCCGCUGCCGUUCAGAAACGUAGAGAUAGCAUUGAGCCUGUCGUAUCAUCCGUCGAUGAGACUGUGAAGAUUUUGCAAAGUACAGAAUGCGACGUUGUAAAAACUACGGAGCAACCAGAGGAAUCCACGUCAUCUACAACCACAGAGACUGUUCCACAAGAGGAUGUGCAACUUCCAUCCGAAUCAGAGAUCGAAACAUCCGACCCCGCAUCCAAAGUCCAACAUGAAACAGAGGAAUUGAACAUUGUAUCGGACCAAUCGAUAGAGUCUGCACCUUUAAUUCAAAUCCCUAUAAUUUCCGAAAUCUCAUCUGGCGUGUCGUGCGAAGACAGUCAGGAAGCAGAAACGAAUCCAGUUAAAGAGGACGAUAAAUCGCAUACAGAAAGUCUGUUAGGCGAUCAAACUAUUGAUCCGAUCUCGGAUGCUAUCACGGAAGUUUCGACAACGGUGACGUCAACUGUCGAAACUGAAGAACUAAAAACGAUUACUAUAUGCGAAAGUAAUGCUGUUAUUUCGCCAGUCUCGCAAGAAACUUCCGUUUCUUCGACUGAUGAUCUCUCCAAUGACGCAGCUGAUGUUUUAUCUGUAAACCGAGAUCAAACUUGUGAGGAGAAAACUUAUAUAUCUGAGGAUUCGUUAACUGACUGUAUUGUCGAUACAAAUUCUGGUAUUGCCAUAGAGGAGUCCGAAAGUAAUAACUCUGAUGAAGUACCAUUUAACAAUGAGGAGUAUGCAUCGAGUUCAACGAGUCGAGACUCAAUGGAUAUCGACAUAGGAGAGGAGACUUGUCAAGAAGCUGCAACGUCCGGUGAUUAAUGGCUUGAUCACAGUUGAAGCACUUCAAUAUAAAAAAUUGCAAAUAGUGAUACAAUUCCAUUUCCUUUUCUUUUGGUUAUAUGUAGACGUCAAGUGUUCAUUAAUCAACUUAACAUUAAUCAUCUUCGUCUUCAAAUUUGUAUAAGACAUUUACCAUUACAUUACUACUUUCAUA